GUUCAUGCACCCUCUUGCCAAGCCUCAGUCUUUGGGAUCUGGGGAGGACGCCUGGUUUUCCUCCCUCUCUCUACUGGGGUCUCCUCCUUACCAGGCCUCCCCUGCCCCCUGGCCUCGCUCCUGGGCUCACACCUGAAGAUGUACUUGCAAAGGGCUCUGGCGAUCCUGGCCCUACUGAACUUGGCCACGGUCAGCUUCUGUCUGUCCACUUGCACCACCUUGGACUUCGGCCACAUCAAGAAGAAGCGGGUGGAAGCCAUUAGGGGACAGAUCUUGAGCAAGCUCAGGCUCACCAGUCCCCCCGAGCCAUCGGUGAUGACCCACGUUCCCUAUCAGGUCCUGGCUCUUUACAACAGUACCCGGGAGUUGUUGGAAGAGAUGCACGGGGAGAGGGAGGAAGGCUGCACUCAGGAGAACACUGAGUCGGAGUACUAUGCCAAAGAGAUCCAUAAAUUCGACAUGAUCCAGGGGCUGGCCGAGCACAAUGAGCUGGGUGUCUGCCCCAAAGGGAUUACCUCUAAGGUUUUUCGCUUCAACGUGUCCUCAGUGGAGAAAAAUGGAACCAAUCUGUUCCGGGCCGAGUUCCGGGUCUUGCGGGUGCCCAACCCCAGCUCCAAGCGCCCCGAGCAGAGAAUCGAGCUCUUCCAGAUCCUGCGACCCGAUGAGCACAUCGCAAAGCAGCGCUAUAUCGGUGGCAAGAAUCUGCCCACCAGGGGCACUGCUGAGUGGCUGUCGUUUGACGUCACUGACACCGUGCGUGAGUGGCUGCUGCGGAGAGAGUCCAACUUGGGUCUGGAAAUCAGCAUUCACUGCCCAUGCCACACCUUUCAGCCCAACGGAGACAUCCUGGAAAAUGUUCACGAGGUGAUGGAGAUCAAAUUCAAAGGAGUGGACAAUGAAGACGACCAUGGCCGGGGAGACCUGGGACGCCUCAAGAAGCAGAAGGAUCACCAUAACCCUCACCUGAUCCUCAUGAUGAUUCCCCCACACCGACUCGACAGCCCGGGCCAGGGUGGGCAGAGGAAGAAGCGGGCGCUGGACACCAAUUACUGCUUCCGCAACCUGGAGGAGAACUGCUGUGUCCGCCCCCUCUACAUCGACUUCCGGCAGGAUCUGGGCUGGAAAUGGGUCCACGAGCCUAAGGGUUACUAUGCCAACUUCUGCUCGGGCCCUUGCCCGUACCUCCGCAGUGCAGACACGACCCAUAGCACGGUGCUGGGACUGUACAACACCCUGAACCCGGAGGCGUCAGCCUCGCCAUGCUGUGUGCCGCAGGACCUGGAGCCCCUGACCAUCCUGUACUAUGUCGGCAGGACCCCCAAGGUGGAGCAGCUGUCCAACAUGGUGGUGAAGUCGUGCAAGUGCAGCUGAGGACAGCCUGCAACAGAGGAGGAAAACUGCCACCACUGACUGCUGCUCCUUGGGAAACCAAAGCGACAGACCUCACUCUAGAGGCCUGGAGCCCGCAAGCCCUGGCUCCCGGCGAAUGGCCGAGAGGGAGGCUUUCCUUCUGGAACAUUUCUUUCUGCUAGCUCUGAGAAUCACUGUGGUAAAGAAAGUGUGGGUUGGUUAGGGGAAGGCAAACUCUUGAGAACAUGGCAUUUCUGUGGUACAGACAGAGGUGGUGGGGUGGAGGAGAAAGGAUGUCGAGGCAUCAUGGUGUGUGGCAGUAGGACGGGGCUACCCUAGGGAGGAGGUUGGGUUGAGUGAGGGUCAGUGAGGGUCAGACUGGAAGGCUCUUCAGAUCUGAGGUCAGCUCUGCUCAUUGAAGUAUCACAUCUGCUCUAAGGGAUCAGGAUGACAUUAGAGGCGGCCGGCAUUUUUCUUCAGACAGGUUACCAAGACAAAGUCCCCCUAGAGUCAGAUCUUGUACUGUCUGGGACUAAGGACAAUCCAAUCUUUUUCGCAAACUGCCCUCUCACACCAGUAUCAUGAAUCAUGACAGAUAAUGCAAUUAGUUUCUGGGCUAGCAACUAGCUAUCUCGGGUCCUCUGGAGAUGCCGAACUCAAAAGCCAAGGUCAGAAUUUGUUCUCUCGAGUCUUCCCUAGGGGCCUCUCCUUUUGCCUUCUUCCUUGGUCGUAUUUCCCCAUGAACAUUUGGCUAGACACCUUCCAGGUAGGUCAGGGUUGGCUCUCUGGAUUGUGGGUCCACACAGCCUGGGGCAUCAGGGAUCAUUUCCCUCUUACCCUCUAAGACUCCAUGCUCCCCUGGGGUUCCUGGAAGCAGGUGCUACAUGCAAAAGUGUCUGGGGAGGCUGCGCGUGUCUGUCGUGAUGACUUGGCCCCAGACGCACAGACUGAGGUAUAAAGACAAACACAAAUAUUACUCUCAAAAUCUUUGUAUAAAUAAAUAUUUUUGGGGAAUCAUGGAUGAUUUCAUCUUCUG
Messenger RNA from Microtus ochrogaster (prairie vole), 2386 nucleotides. It is a transcript of the gene Tgfb3, whose product is annotated as transforming growth factor beta 3. Gene Ontology annotation, biological process: transforming growth factor beta receptor signaling pathway; regulation of cell population proliferation. NCBI's taxonomy places the organism in Eukaryota, Metazoa, Chordata, Mammalia, Rodentia, Cricetidae. Gene Ontology annotation, cellular component: extracellular region. Gene Ontology annotation, molecular function: growth factor activity; transforming growth factor beta receptor binding; cytokine activity. The record is from RefSeq and is a predicted model, not a curated record.